Lizanozyma spartinae is the source of this 1503-nucleotide messenger RNA. RefSeq names its product FG-nucleoporin. The coding region runs from base 1 to 1503 and encodes 500 amino acids. The transcript is spliced from 2 exons. NCBI's taxonomy places the organism in Eukaryota, Fungi, Ascomycota, Pichiomycetes, Serinales, Debaryomycetaceae. The record is from RefSeq and is a predicted model, not a curated record.
AUGAUACUGAGUAAUAACUUCCUGAAUGGGUAUUCAUCAAAUGGAAGUUCUACUCAAUCCGGAAUCAACUCCGUCCAAGAUUUUGCAUCUAUGAGGAACAGGGAAGUACUAGAGAAACAACUUCAAGAAGAAAUUGCAUUAUAUAAAAGUGGAGGAAUCCAAAGUGCACCUGUUCUUUCAUCAUUUGGUUUAGGAUUAUUUGCUACCAAUAAUUUGAUUACUGGACGAGAUCUUUCAUAUGAAGAACAACGAUUAGAGUAUGAACAAGCCAAAGCUAACAAUACAUUGGAGAACUAUUUGAAGGUGUUGGAAGCCAGGAAACGAGACAUGGAUUUUUGCAUUAACCAGCUUAGCAACAAAGUACCCACAGCCGUUCAUUAUCAACAGAAGGCAGCCACUUCUAAUAUUGUACCGAGACCAUUUAUUAACCAAACACUAGAAGAAGGAAUAAAUAAGAAUAUGAAUAAUUCAGGAUUUGGAACCAGUGGAUUUGGAAACACUGGAGGAGGAGGAGGUUCAGCUUUUGGAUCUUCAGGGUUUGGCUCAUCGGCAUUUGGAAGUUCUGGAUUUGGAUCCUCAGGAUUCGGUACAACAUCGAAAUCAUCUGCGUUUGGGGCUUCUGCUUUUGGUGCUAAUAACUCUACACAUUCAAAUAGUGGGUUUGGUGGUGCAACAACUUCUGGUUUUGGAAACUCUGGAUUUGGAUCUUCCACCGCUUCUUCAAAUCCAUUUGGAGGAGGUUCAGGAGGCGCGUUUGGUUCUCAAAUAAAACAACCCAAUGGGGCAUCUAAUGCAUCACCAUUUGGUAGUUUGAAUAGCAAGCCAGAUCAAGGGAAUCCUUUUGGUAACUCAGCGUUUGGAUCAACUACAACCGGUAAUGCUACGACUACUACUAAUUCAGCAUUCGGCAAUUCUGCUGCCACCGCUAUCGCUUCGCCAUUUGGCAAUUCUGCUUCCACUACGACUAAUGCUUCACCAUUCGGUGCUUUUGCAAAUGCCCCAUCUGGAUUUGGAUCAUCUGGGUUUGGAUCUACUUCGACUUUUUCACCAUUUGGAUCAUCAACUGGAGGUGGUGGGUCAGCUUUUGGUACUUCCACCACCACGAAUGCGAACCCCUUUGGAACUACAGCUACAUUAACAUCAAAUCCCUUUGGAAAAUCCCAAUCAAAUAGUUCUCCCUUUGGCACGACAAGCAAUACUAAUAAUGAUACUAAAGGCUCAUCAUUUGGAGGAUUUGGUGCUACAACCACCAGCAAUGCUUCACCUUUUGGAACUGCAUCACAGAACCCUCAAUCCGGAGGCAUAUUUGGAAGUACGACGACAUCCUUUGGUAGUAGCAAUAACAAUAAUAAUGCUAAUAAUAGUAUUAGUGGGAACAGUGUGCCUUCUGUGGAUACAGACGAAUAUAAACACUAUGCACCUGAAGCUAUUAAGGCAUUUGAAGCCAACAGAUUUGAACUUGGGCAUAUUCCAGAUUUGGCACCUCCAUCAGCACUUUGCUAG